Molecule: messenger RNA, 1066 nt
Organism: Saccostrea echinata
Lineage: Eukaryota; Metazoa; Mollusca; Bivalvia; Ostreida; Ostreidae
Exons: 4
Coding region: 14-1048 (344 amino acids)
Source: RefSeq, a predicted model, not a curated record
CGACUUGCUGUUCAUGCUUGAUGAGAGGAUCAUAGAUCAAGAAGAAUUAUUUAUUUUAUGGUCGUCUUUUAAUUGUCGAUCUCCCCAGCUUGCUCCUGAUGGUCCUAGGUUAAAUUUUGAUGCACUAACAGAUGAACAAAGUUUUUCGAUGUUCAGGUUUGGCAAAGAUGAUGUAUUGCGUUUACGGACUACUUUGGGUAUCCCAGAGAAAAUAAUUUGCAAAAACAAAUCGGUUUCCAGUAGCCUGGAAGCACUUUGUAUACUUUUGCGCAGACUAGCGUACCCUAACAGAUUGGCUGAUCUUGUUACCAUAUUUGGAAGAAGUGAGCCCGAGAUGAGCUUGAUCUUUAAUUCCACAUUGGAUUUCAUUUACAAUGUGCAUGGAGAUAAACUGACGUCUCUAAAUCAAAGAUGGAUACAAAGAGAUUUGCAGACUUUGAUGAAUUCAGUGGAUAGGCUUUGUCCUCUACAAAAUUGUUGGGGAUUUAUUGAUGGGACACUACGUCCAGUAUCACGACCAUCUCAGUAUCAAGAAACUAUUUACUCAGGGCACAAGCGGACACAUGGGUUGAAAUUUCAAUCGGUAAUGGCACCAAAUGGUCUGAUUGCCAAUUUGUCAGGACCAUACGAAGGAAAACGCCAUGAUGCAGGAAUUUUUAGAGAAAGCAACCUUGCAAAUGAUCUCUUACGUAACAUGAAUUCCCCGAAUGGCGAACCUUUUUGCCUAUAUGGCGAUGCUGCAUACCCCAUCAACCAACAUCUUCUCGGGCCCUUCAAAGGAAUCAACCUUACAGCACAGGAAUUGGAAUUCAACAGACAAAUGUCGUCCGUUCGACAAUGUGUUGAAUGGGGAUUUAAUAAAGUUUCUAAGUUAUUUGCAUUUUUAGACUUCAAAAAGAAUCUAAAACUGUACCUGCAACCAGUAGGGAAGUAUUACUUGGUUGGGGCUUUCUUGACAAAUUGUCAUACGUGCCUGUAUGGAAGUGUCACGACUGACUAUUUUGGAGUAGUACCCCCAUUAUUAGAGGAGUACGUUAAUAACUUGUAGAUUCAAAUUGAUUAAAGA